AUGGCCCCCCGGAGCCGCGGGCGGAUGGAGCCGAGCUACGUCGUGGGUAUCUGCUGCUUGGUGCUGCUGGAGCCGGGCCGGGUGUGGAGUGGCGAGCCCAGCACCGGGGGGCCCGGUGAGAACGGGAACAGCAGCCAGGCACCGGCGGUGGAGUCCACGGCCCCCGCGCCUACCGGCGAGGCACCAGCUGGGGGAGAUCGCUGCCGCGGUUACUACGACGUGAUGGGGCAGUGGGACCCGCCGUUCAACUGCAACGCCGGCAUCUACCAGUACUGCUGCGGGACCUGUGGGUACCGCUUCUGCUGCCAGGUCAAGCCCAGACGGCUGGACCAGAGCGGCUGCUCCAACUAUGACACCCCCAAUUGGGUCAACACGGGCCAGCCACCUGCCCGGGUGGAUGAGACCCCCGAGGACCCCGCUCGAGACAAGACCAACAUGAUCGUCUACAUCAUCUGUGGUGUGGUGGCCAUCAUGGUGCUGGUGGGCAUCUUCACCAAGCUGGGCCUGGAGAAGGCACAGGGUCCGCAGACAGAGAUGAACGUCUCCAGGACGCUGACGGAUCUCCUGAAGCAGCCAGGCCAUGGCCCCUCCGAGCACAUGGACGGCCUCAUGGGAGGUGUGCAGGUCCCACUGGGUGAGGGGCUGCCCCAGGGGCCCCCCAGGAACAGCACAGACAAACCACCCCUGAACAAUGCAGUGGUCAUAGCCCCCUCCCUGGGGCGGCCCCACAGCCACAACAAGCGUUUGCCACUGAGCAGCAGCCUGGCCGUGCCAGCCCCCACCUAUGCUGCCUACGCCACCCUCAAGGCUGGAGAAACUGCUCCUGAGGACUUCUACAGGCGGUUCGGGGGGUCAGAAGUACCCCCUGCCAGCACCUUGUCCUUCCCUCCUGCGGAGAGCCCGGUGCUGCCCGAGGGCUGCCCCAAGGUCAAGGGUCCCAAGCUGCCGGGGGGCCCAGCCUUCCUGGGGGGCUGGGAGGGGGCCCUGCCCCGCGGCCCCCGCCGGCCUGGCCCGGCAGCCCUGCGCGGCGAGGGGCCGCCCGACGCCUUCCUGCCUGCCACGCCGCUGUACGGCCAGCCCCCCCGGCACCUCGCCACCAACAGCAAGACCGAGGUCACCGUCUGA
Messenger RNA from Indicator indicator, 1125 nucleotides. RefSeq names its product shisa family member 8 (gene SHISA8). The coding region runs from base 1 to 1125 and encodes 374 amino acids. Gene Ontology annotation, biological process: regulation of short-term neuronal synaptic plasticity; regulation of AMPA receptor activity. The record is from RefSeq and is a predicted model, not a curated record. Lineage: Eukaryota; Metazoa; Chordata; Aves; Piciformes; Indicatoridae. The transcript has 4 exons. Gene Ontology annotation, cellular component: postsynaptic membrane; dendritic spine membrane; postsynaptic density.